Messenger RNA from Antrostomus carolinensis (chuck-will's-widow), 2928 nucleotides. Its product is annotated as RING finger protein 17. NCBI's taxonomy places the organism in Eukaryota, Metazoa, Chordata, Aves, Caprimulgiformes, Caprimulgidae. The record is from RefSeq and is a predicted model, not a curated record. The annotation marks the transcript as partial. The transcript has 25 exons.
UCAGUCACCAUCAUGAUUAGGAAGAAAGAGUUCUUGGUGGAUGACAGUAAUGAAGAGCUUAAUAGAAGGAAAAUGAAAGCUCUAAGGCAGUGUCUUAAGAUACUGGAAGAGGAUUUUACAGAACCAAAUCAGAGAAACAGUGAUUUCUGUCAUGUGUCAAAAGCUGUGAGUGUGAAAGCAUUGCAUGAUGAUGUGAAGGUUGAAGACACUGAUUUGUUUGGUUUCUCUCCUACAGCAACCAAAACUGAUUUUAAGCUUGGGCUGUGCCAUGACAACUCACAAAGGCUAGCGAGGCCCUUCAGUCAAAAUACUGAAAAGAAAAAUGGUCAGCACCCAGUUUCUUCAAGUGGUGGGCUGAAGGAUAAACCAGCUCUAGCUCCGUCAGCAGACAUGGGCAGUAACACUGUGGAAGAUAUUGACGAAGCUUUGUGCAUAGCUAUUUCUAAUCUCAGCCACUUACAUGAUGCAGACGAGAUGCUGAAAUACUUGGAAUCAAUAGUGAAGCAGGAAGGAGACAGAGUUGCAGAAACUGCAGAUAGGACAUUUGAUGAACUUGUUACUUCUCUCCUGUCAAGGAAAAGGAAUUUGUGUGCAGAAUUAGUGGAGAGUAUCAACAACUAUAGUGCUGGUAUUGCAAAAGCUAAGGAAGUCAUUGAAGAGAAGAGAAAGUGCUUGAUUGGUGCCAUUAGGAUUGCAAAGGAAUUAAAAAUUACACCCUCUGUAAGAACCUAUUGUGAUCUCGCUCAGGUUAUUUAUGAUUUAAAGUUGCCAGUUGAGACUGAGCUCUCAAGAGUGAAUAGUCUGAAGGAAAAAAUAUCUCCAAGGCUCUUCAUAAACACUGAUGAGAUUACAUCUUUGUUAAAAAAUUUGGGCAAGAUUGAAUGGGGAGCAACAGGGCAUGAAGAUAAUGGACAACAUACUGUUAUCCUCAAUGACAAAGAAGAAAUCCCUGAUGUCAUAAUAGAAGAAAUAUUUGAAGAUGUCUUGGAAAGUUCGACAGAACUAGUGUUUGUAAGCCAUGUUAUAAAUCCAUGCCACUUCUAUAUUCGGAGGUACUCACAGAAGAAAGAAGCAGGGGUUUUGGAGAAGAAAUUAGAAAAUUUUUGUUGUAAUACGAGUUCAUAUCUCUUGCCUUCAGAUGUUUUGGAACUGGGCGGUAGAACUUUUAUUAAGAGUAAGGAAACUGGAAUGUGGUGCCGUGGAACUAUCACUGAACUAAUUCCCUUAAAAAGUAAAAAUGAGAGGAAGCCUUGUGAUCCAAUAAGAUACAAAGCUGGUGAUAUUGCACUGUUGGAAGUGUUCCUGAUCGAUUUUGGGAGCUCUAUAGUUCUCAUUUUCCCAGGAGAUGCUGCUGCUGAAAGGCCUGAACUUGCUACUCUGCAGACCAUUGAAACAGAUGACAUUUGUUUGUUCAUGAGGAAGCCCAAUCAGCAUAUUGAGGCAGAACUUGAAGCCGUUCCUCCUUUAGCAGUACGGUGUUCACUGAAGGAUGUUGUUCCCACAAAUGCAAGUGAAGGUUGGGAAGAGGAAGCAACGACAAAAUUUUUAGAAAUGGUAAACAAUAAAGUUGUUUUAAUGACCAUAUUUAGAGAAGAGGAUGGUGUUCUCAUUGUGGAUUUGAAAAAACCUCCAUUUAAUAAAAUAAACAGUAAUAUGCCAGUGUCUCUCAAGGAUGCAUUAGUGUUUUUAGACUUGGCAAGGUUUAGAUCACAGCCUCCCAGUCAGUUAGAAAAUAAUACCAUCUUGCAGUAUAGUCCACCUAAGAUUCCACAAGAAAGAGAAGAAGUCUCUGUUACAGUUUGUCACAUUAAUAGUCCAAGUGAUUUCUAUCUCCAGUUGAGAGAGAGCCUGGAUUCUUUAGCUCUUCCAAAGAAAAUUCAGGAGGUAUAUAAACAUAAGUAUGGGAAAAACUUGGAAAUUGUCCGUCCAGUUGAAGGCCAAGCCUGUAUUGCAAAACAGAAGGAUGGGAAUUGGUACAGAGCACAGAUUAUAGGGCUGCCAAGUCGUCAAGAAGUUAAGGUAAAAUAUGUUGACUUUGGCAACAUUGCGAACUUAACUCUUAAAGACAUACGCAGAGUGAAAAAGGAAUUUCUGAGCUUCCCAGAAAAGGCAAUUAGGUGCAGGCUGGCUUACAUUGAGCCUUAUAAAGGGGCAAAUGAAUGGACUAGAGAAGCCAAGGAAAGAUUUCAACAAAUAACUGAAGAUAAACUUAUGCUGUGUUCAGUUGUUGAAAUUUUAGAUAACAACAUCUUAUCUGUUGAACUCUUUGACUCCUCUGCUAUUCAUGGAAGACGCUUUAGUAUUAAUUGUCAACUAAUUGUAGAAGACCUAGCAUCCUACAUACCUCGGUACACUGAAAGUACUGCUGUAAAGCCCAAUGAAAUAUGGGAUGUUCUAGAAGAAAUUCCUGAAGCCUCGGAAGCUUUAAAUCCUACGGUCAUGGAACCUGUGAAUGAAGGAGAAUUCAAAUCGCUUUAUAAGAAUGAACUACAAGGGAAAAUAAGUCAUGUUGUGUCUCCUAGUAAAAUUUUUGUACGGUGGCUGUCAUCAGAAACUGUACUGAAGAGUUUACAGGAGAAGAUGGCUGCCAUCUACAGAGAAUCCCAGCCACAGUCCAUAAAAUGGGAAAGUAGUAUGCACUGUGCUGUUUAUGUACAUGAUUUGAAACAGUGGCAAAGAGGUCAAAUAACCAGGAUUGUCUCUGAAACAAGUGCAGAGGUAAUACUCUAUGAUUUUGGAGCUGAAAAAACAGUGGAUAUCAGCUGUCUAAGAAAACUUGAGGAAAAUAUGAAGAAAAUUGGGACAUUAGCAACAGAAUGUUCCUUGGUAGAUAUAAGACCAACAGGUGGAAGCACACAGUGGGCAGCAACAGUGUGUGAAUGUUUAUCCUAUUACCUAACUGGUUCACAAGUGAAAAUAACCAUACAG